Molecule: messenger RNA, 2397 nt
Organism: Aspergillus niger
Lineage: Eukaryota; Fungi; Ascomycota; Eurotiomycetes; Eurotiales; Aspergillaceae
Exons: 4
Coding region: 1-2397 (798 amino acids)
Biological process (GO): protein phosphorylation; intracellular signal transduction
Cellular component (GO): cytoplasm
Molecular function (GO): protein serine/threonine kinase activity; ATP binding
Source: RefSeq, a predicted model, not a curated record
AUGGCCGCUGCUUUCGACGACGAGGACCUCUCUGUCUCACUCCCACCCCUCAACAAUUCCGAUCGCUCUCGUGACCGUACCGCCGGGACUGAGCCUCCUUCCAAUUCCAACAUUCCCGCCAUGGCGAUGCCUCCGCCAUCCCGCCCGAUCGGAAAGGGCGGCGAGCCUCCGAUGCAGUCACCAGCAACCACCCGGGACAUGCAGCGCCUCGACCAGUACCAGACGGUGAAGAUAUUGGGGGAGGGUUCCUUUGGCAAGGUGAAAUUGGCCAUUCAUCAGCCCAGUGGCCGCCAGGUCGCUCUUAAGAUCAUCUCCCGUCGCAAACUGCUGUCUCGUGACAUGGUUGGCCGUGUUGAACGUGAGAUUCAAUACCUCCAACUGCUGCGGCACCCUCACAUCAUCAAAUUGUACACCGUCAUUGCCACCAAAACCGACAUCGUCAUGGUGUUGGAAUAUGCCGAACGGGAACUUUUUGAUUAUCUAGUCAAGAGGGGUCGCUGUAAUGAUGCUGAAGCCCGCAAGUUCUUCCAGCAGAUCAUAUGUGCUGUCGAGUACUGCCAUCGCCAUAAAAUCGUACAUCGUGACCUCAAACCGGAGAAUCUUCUGAUCGAUAGCGAGAAGAAUGUGAAAAUUGCAGAUUUUGGUCUGAGCAACAUUAUGACGGACGGAAACUUUCUCAAAACCAGCUGCGGAAGUCCCAAUUAUGCAGCGCCAGAGGUUAUCUCCGGGAAGCUAUAUGCGGGGCCGGAGGUAGAUGUAUGGAGCUGUGGUGUCAUUCUCUACGUGCUGUUGGUAGGAAGACUUCCAUUCGACGACGACUAUAUACCGGCCCUUUUCAAGAAAAUCGCCGCGGGCAACUUUCAUAUGCCUGGCUAUAUAUCCCCCGGAGCUGCUCGGUUAAUUAGGUCAAUGCUGCAGGUACAUCCUGUUCAUAGACUGACUAUCCCUGAGAUCCGCCAAGACCCCUGGUUCCUUCAAGACCUACCCAAAUACCUACAGCCGCCGCCCGAAGAAUUCAUUGCUACAGGGGUGGAUCCAAACAAGGCCAUUGAUCCACGCAAGCUGGUUCCGGGAAAGCCCCUGUCAGUGCAGCACAAAAUCCAUCAAGUAGCCAUUUCCAAGCUGGAGAGAAGUAUGGGUUAUGCUCGCGACGAUAUCGAGGAUGCGCUCAAGAACCCGGAACCUAGCGCCAUUAAGGAUGCUUUCUUCAUCAUCAUGGAGAAUGAGAUGAUGCAGACAAAUUCGCCAACGGACGAUAAUAUGUUGGUACCCCCAGUGACACCCUCGCCGCCUCCCGAUAGGAUACCUAAGCCUACUGCAACGACUGGACGAGCAACUCCUGUUCCUGCUCCGGGAACCCCACCUGGUCCUCCAACCAGGAUACGAAGUGGUUCGCAGCGCCAAACCUAUCAACCACCUCAGCAGAGCGACUCCGACGAUUUAAACGCACCUCGCGUGAGCCAUGUUCGAAUUCUACCGACGAGUUUACCUUAUGUUCACGACCAACUCAUGGAACAACGCGAGCGCGAACGCGAACGCGAACGCGAGCAAAGAAACCAGGCCGCCGAUCGGUUAUCGGAUGAGCAAGCACAACGUGGACCAGAAUCUGAAGGGGACUCGCGCCGUGGUGGCCGCUCCCCGGAGGAGCAAGAGGCGACCGCAAGGGCUCUGAAGCCGCAUUCUCGUAGUAUUAUAGACCUUGAGAAGUUGCGUUUGGAGCCGCCUGAAGGUCGGAGUGCCCCACAUCAACCCAAGAAGUCUCGCAAAUGGCAAUUUGGCAUUCGUUCGCGCAAUCAGCCUUACGAGGCAAUGCUCUACCUUUACAAGGCGAUUGAAGCACAAGGCGGGAUAUGGGAAAUCCAGCCAGCUGGUGCAGCCGACGCAGGACAGCCGCCACCGCUGCAGAGCAAGUAUCCUGACCUACCAUCUGACUACUACAUCCCGAAAGAACCGUGGUUCAUACGAGCCCGCCUUUUGAAAGAAGGCGUCAGAGCUCCAGGCCCGUCGACCAGCGUCCACAGCAGUCGGAGUGAUCUAGAGGAACUUCGCCGCCGCGUGAACCUCUCAAGUGCGCCGGCUUCUUUGGAUGACAGGAAUUUAACCCCGGAGCAUGCGAGCAUGUCGGGUCCUUCAUCUGCGACGCAGCAUCAUUCCAUCUCGCGCAUCUCUUAUGGAGUAUGGGUGUUCGUCGACAUCCAACUGUACCAGCUUGAAGAGAACAAUUACAUGGUCGAUUUCAAGUGCGACGGAUAUCAGAAUGUGAUCCGCGGCGAAGGGGAUGCCGAUUGGCAUCCCAUCAGCAAGCGGUUCUGGAACAAGGAGAAAGAGGUUACUAGUCCCUAUCCGUUCCUUGACGUGGCAUCGGAUUUGGUGGCCCAGCUUGCGGUUGCCAGCUGA